This is a messenger RNA of Truncatella angustata, 828 nucleotides long. RefSeq lists its product as uncharacterized. Bases 1 to 828 code for a protein of 275 amino acids. The record is from RefSeq and is a predicted model, not a curated record. The transcript is spliced from 4 exons. Lineage: Eukaryota; Fungi; Ascomycota; Sordariomycetes; Amphisphaeriales; Sporocadaceae.
AUGGAGCAAUUGCCGGUUGCCUCAUGGCGAGCAAAGACUGUGGAAUGUAGUAGAACAGCAAGUCAAGCUGGGACACUCGACAUCCACGAACUACUUGAAGAAAAAUCUAUUCUUUGUGGAAACACAGACGCAUUGAAAGAGAUGACACGUAGAGGUUGGAAGGCCGAUGGGCCUUUCUGGGCGCGUUUCAUGAGCACCCUUCAAUAUACCCAAGGACUCACGAGUUCCCGCCGUGGCAAAUCCGGGACCUUAAUACCCGUUCAAGAAUCGAGGGCGCCAGAUACUUUGCUCAAGAGAGUACAAGCAAAGAACCCGGAUCUUCCACAAAACGACUGGGACAGAAGCGCAACUCAUGCAGUGAUUUACAGUGCAUACUACAAGCAAUUAACUGAAGACUACCGGAGCGACUGGCUGGGCCAUUGGAAGCAGCGUCGGGACAUCCUCCAACGCUAUGGUGGCAAAACGAUUGCUUUGACGACAUCUUUCCAAGCCCAUCUUGGUGCCCCCAAGUCGGGUCUAUGGGACGAGUUCGACAUGGACUGCGAUGACGACGAGUCAAAACUUUGGGUUUGCUUGCCUUUGGAGUCUCCUCUGUGUCUGUAUGCCCCCGCAUUCCUCACACCGUACCUGUCUAACAAAAUAUUGAUUCCCAUGCUCAUAGUAUGGUACAAUUGGCAUCCGUUGCACGGGUGUCGCAGUUUGGACGACUCUGAUUGCCCCGGGUAUGUCUCAAGUACCGACUACUCUUUCCUUCUCCCUCUGGUUGUUGGUGGGACAGAAACUUUGAUAUGGGUCGUUUGCAUCGUAUUGAGUGACGAUGGGCGUUAG